AUGAGUCUCCAGCCUCUAUCUAGUGACAGGACCAUUGUUCACGCUCACCACCCUCCUCCUUACGAGAUUUAUCACAUAUUCUCUCCAGAUCACCCAUUUUUACCUGGUGCACCAGUUACAAAACGAAUAUUCAAAGAUUUACAUCAAGGAGUCUUUGGUGAGCUGCUCAUACGAGGCUUCAAUUUAAACCCCAUUAUCUUGAACGCUGAGGCAAGUCACCACUUCCAUUCAGUGGUUCUCAGAAACAAUUGCAAUGUCCAACAACAGGAAUCCCCAGUGGUCUUUUCCUUGCAGUACAAGAUGGGAAUAUGUGGACCAAUGCGACUAUUUUCAUUAUGGAAAAAAUGCUGCUUCAGUUUCCUCGUUCAAUCAAACCUCCUGGACCCGGUUACACAUACUUUCAGCGCGGUGAUUUCAGACAGAGUCACACUUGCUAGGCAUGAUGAUAAUAAAUACAAAUGGCUCCAUACCCACGAUUCACAUAUGAAACUCCCUCCCUCUGGGCCUUAUGGCAGAAUUCCUCGCAAAUUAUUGUAUCAACGCAAUUUGACACGAAAUUAUCACCUGUCGCUCCACACGAGUGCUGACUUGCGGACCAGGGCUGAAAAACCUCAGCUGCAGGAUGCAUUCGGCGCCGAAUGGGACUGGGACAUUAUUGAGAGAUUUGAUGGUUGCUAUAGUUCCAACUUGGUGAACAAUGAGGAGACAACGAGAUUCUUUGAUGACAUGACCUCAAUGAUGAGUCAACUGAUCGCUAGUUGGGAUCACAUUGCCCCACAGAUUAGGGAUAGCAUAAUACUUGUAAUGUAA
Suillus subalutaceus is the source of this 810-nucleotide messenger RNA. RefSeq lists its product as uncharacterized. The record is from RefSeq and is a predicted model, not a curated record. The transcript is spliced from 5 exons. Lineage: Eukaryota; Fungi; Basidiomycota; Agaricomycetes; Boletales; Suillaceae. Bases 1 to 810 code for a protein of 269 amino acids.